AUGCUGUGAUACACUUUAACACUUCCCGAAAAAGUCAACGAUCAAAAUCCUUCCUCCAACAAGAGACCCCAAAAAGGGGGAAAAAGAAACACAGAUUACUUACUCAGUACCCUGUUUUUUGUUCAUCUAUUUUUUCCUUUUCCGACUAUUCCCGAAAGGGAAAACCCUUCUUUACAAUGAAAUCCGAGACUUUAACUUUGGUUUUAGUGAACCUAGCUGGGAUAAUGGAACGAGCCGAUGAAUCAUUAUUGCCUGGGGUUUACAAAGAAGUUGGCGCCGCUUUGCAUACGGAUCCGACGGGGUUAGGCUCCCUCACACUGUAUCGAUCCAUAGUUCAAUCUUCUUGUUAUCCUUUAGCUGCUUACCUUGCUAUGCAUCACAACCGUGCUCAUGUCAUUGCUCUUGGCGCUUUUCUUUGGGCUGCUGCCACAUUUCUCGUCGCCAUUUCCACCACUUUCCUCCAGGUUGCACUUUCAAGAGGUUUGAAUGGGAUUGGCCUUGCCAUUGUCAUACCAGCCAUUCAAUCCCUUGUUGCUGAUUCAACCGAUGAUAGUAACCGUGGUAUGGCUUUCGGAUGGCUUCAAUUGACUGGAAACAUCGGUUCGAUCCUAGGCGGUCUAUGCUCAGUCCUUAUUGCCUCAAAAACGAUCAUUGGCAUACCUGGCUGGCGAUUUGCAUUCCAUCUGGUUGGGAUAAUUAGUGUCGUAGUUGGUAUUUUGGUCUGCUUUUUCACUAAUGAUCCACGAUAUUCAGAUCGCGACAAUGUAGCCAAAGACCAUGCUGCAUGUAAGUCAUUUUCAUUGCGGGUGAAGGACAUGAUAAAUGAAGCAAAGUCAGUUAUGAGAAUCCCAACUUUCCAAGUCAUUGUUGCUCAAGGUGUUUCAGGAUCAUUUGCAGGAUCAGCUUUGGCAUUUGCUCCAAUGUGGCUCGAGCUAAUCGGCUUCUCCCACGAAACAACGGCACUGAUCAUGACACUUUUUGUGAUCUCGGGUUCAAUUGGAGGUCUCUUUGGAGGAUGGAUGGGAGAUAUUCUUGCGAAACGCUUCCCGAAUGCAGGAAGAAUUAUUCUGUCACAGAUAAGCUCGGGUUCUGCAAUCCCGAUAGCUGCGGUUUUGAUGCUGGCAUUACCUGAUAAUCCCUCCACUGCAGUUGCCCAUGGUCUGGUCUUUUCCAUCUUGGGACUAUGGAUGUCAUGGAAUGCUCCAGCAACCAACAAUCCGAUAUUUGCGGAGAUCGUCCCUGAGAAAUCCAGAACAAGUAUCUAUGCGUUGGAUAAUUCGUUCGAGUCUAUAUUGGCAUCUUUUGCUCCUCCUAUUGUUGGGAUUUUGGCUCAGCUUGUUUUUGGUUAUAAACCGAUACCGGAAGGAUCAUCGGACUCAAUCGAGAUCGAGACAGAUAGAGAGAACGCUGCAUCGCUUGCUAAGGCAUUGUACACUGCAAUUGGAAUUCCGAUGGCAAUCUGUUGCUUCAUUUACUCAUUCCUCUAUUGCACGUAUCCGAGAGACCGGGAAACAGCACGAAUGCAAGCACUGAUAGACUCGGAAUUGCAAGACACAGAGGAAAAUUACUCUCUUUCAAGUUGCGGAAAACCCGGAUUUCAUGUCGUAAACUCUAAAAAGCUUGAUGACGAGGAAAGGAGUGAAAGUUACAUAGAGUUUGGAGGGGAGAAGAGGCUCGAUUUCGAAAAUAAUGACGACAAGAAGUCCCUUCUGCAUCAUGAUCAAUAAUCAACACCGGCUUGAUUCUCAUACUAAGAAGGCUUCAACAACUUGGUUUCUUACGGAAACUCAACUUUUCAUGUCAACCGAAUUUUUAAGGAUCAAAAUGAUUUAUCUUAGCUCAUUAAUCUAAUGAUUCACAGGUGAUCA
Molecule: messenger RNA, 1868 nt
Organism: Gossypium arboreum
Lineage: Eukaryota; Viridiplantae; Streptophyta; Magnoliopsida; Malvales; Malvaceae
Exons: 3
Coding region: 177-1727 (516 amino acids)
Biological process (GO): transmembrane transport
Cellular component (GO): membrane
Molecular function (GO): transmembrane transporter activity
Source: RefSeq, a predicted model, not a curated record